This is a messenger RNA of Poeciliopsis prolifica (blackstripe livebearer), 1652 nucleotides long. RefSeq names its product homeodomain-interacting protein kinase 1-like. Gene Ontology annotation, cellular component: nucleus; cytoplasm. NCBI's taxonomy places the organism in Eukaryota, Metazoa, Chordata, Actinopteri, Cyprinodontiformes, Poeciliidae. The coding region runs from base 98 to 1579 and encodes 493 amino acids. The transcript has 9 exons. Gene Ontology annotation, biological process: peptidyl-threonine phosphorylation; peptidyl-serine phosphorylation. The record is from RefSeq and is a predicted model, not a curated record. Gene Ontology annotation, molecular function: ATP binding; protein tyrosine kinase activity; protein serine/threonine kinase activity.
CUCAGAACGUAUCUCUUAACCAACAAAUCAACUGAUCCAAGGAGCCAACUUGUAACAAUCAAGUUGCUCAUGGCCGCUAUGUGAGACACCAUCCACAAUGGGGAGCUUUUCUUCUACAUCUUCAGUUGAUUUACGCUUUGAACCCCGUCAUCUACUUCCCCAGCGAUUCGAAAUCAUUCGAUUUCUCGGAGAAGGCGGCUCUGCAGUCGUGCUCAACUGCUAUGACACCUCCACAAAACAAAAUGUUGCCGUGAAGUUUGCCAAAGGGAAAUACAAAUUGAAGCAUGAGGCAGAGAUGAUGAGAUAUCUCAUGAAGCACAAAUUGGAUGAGAAGAACAUUAUAAAGUUUCACGACAGCUUGAGCUCAACCUCUUGUUUGGUGUUUGAAAUGUGUGACAUCAAUCUAAAGGACUACAUUAAACAAAGAUUCCCAUUGAAAUUACAAGAGAUUAGAACAGUUAUCCAACAGUUGGCCACAGCUUUAGAGGGACUGAAGAAAGUUAAAAUCAUCCACAGUGACCUCAAAACAAACAACAUCAUGGUGGUGGAUGAAAGGAAAAAACCGCUGCAGGUCAAGCUGAUUGACUUUGGCUUGGCUCUCCAUGCCAGACAUUCGAAUCAAACCAUCAAUCAAUGCCUUUUUUACAAAGCUCCUGAACUCAUUCUUGGGCUCCCAUACUCUGCAGCUUUGGACAUCUGGUCACUGGGGUGUGUAGUGGGAAAGAUGCUUUUAAACUAUGUACUUUUCCCGGGGAAUACUGAAUAUGAAAAUCUGUGCUUCUUCACUGAUGUUCUGGGACCAGCACCAGACUAUCUUGUUGAUGCCAGCAAAAAAGCAGAAAAGUUUUUUAAAAAGUCAGACUCUGACAAGUGGAUACUGAAGUCACCUAUGGAAUACUGGGGACAUGAAUACCAUAAAUACAAAAGGUCCUUGAACUUUCGCUUUUUGCAUCAAGCUAAAAUGAGUCACCUGAAGUAUGAAAAACUGGCUGCAACAGAUGAGAGGAGGGAAUGCAUAGCGCUGAUGAAGGCAAUGCUUCACUGGGAUGCAAAGAAAAGGAUUACUCCCAAAGGAAUCCUGAGCCAUUCCUUUAUCGUCCAGAAAAGCAGCAGUCCUCGCAACUCUUUCCCUGAAUAUAACGUUCCAAUUGAGCAGGAACCUUGCACCAGCAAGGUCACAGCUCAUUCAAAUUCGGAAGACUGGCGAAAGCAUUCGUUUUUUGCAGGUCAAAAUAUGAGGGAUGUCAAAGGAAAGAGAGGAACAUAUGACAUUGCACUGCAGCCAAGAGAAUUUGACAAGAAACUGCCUCCACGGCCAAGAAUAAAGAAGUCAUCUCGUGAACAGUUGAGCAAACUUUCAGUUGUAGAAAACAGACUUCUCUUACAGAAGAGAAACGGUGAGAGACCCACAGCAAGCUCAACUUUGGAGUCCACCAAAACACAGGAUACGAUGGACCCUCGUUUUGUUCCUGAAACUGCCUUAAGUCAGAAAAGCUCCAGCCGCAAAACUCAUCGUCACAGGAAGUCAAAACAGAAGAAUUUUUUUGAGAACAUAUGUCGUUGUUGGAGACGGGGCUAAAAGCUAACAUUGGUUGCUAUUUAAAAUUUGUGUGGCGGUAUUAAAAAGCUUAACUGAAAACAACAAUGUCCAA